This is a messenger RNA of Antechinus flavipes (yellow-footed antechinus), 2442 nucleotides long. It is a transcript of the gene DDX1, whose product is annotated as DEAD-box helicase 1. NCBI's taxonomy places the organism in Eukaryota, Metazoa, Chordata, Mammalia, Dasyuromorphia, Dasyuridae. The transcript has 26 exons. Gene Ontology annotation, molecular function: RNA helicase activity; protein binding; nucleic acid binding. The coding region runs from base 72 to 2294 and encodes 740 amino acids. The record is from RefSeq and is a predicted model, not a curated record.
GACGGCCCGCCCCGCGGCGCGCAGGCGCACUAAAUUCGGCCGAAGGCUCCCAGAGGGAAGACAGCGCUAAGAUGGCGGCCUUCUCAGAAAUGGGGGUUAUGCCUGAGAUUGCUCAAGCUGUGGAGGAGAUGGAUUGGCUCCUCCCAACUGAUAUCCAGGCUGAGUCCAUCCCACUGAUUCUCGGAGGAGGUGACGUGCUUAUGGCUGCAGAAACAGGAAGUGGGAAGACUGGCGCUUUCAGUAUCCCGGUCAUCCAGAUAGUCUAUGAGACCCUGAAAGACCAGCAGGAGGGCAAGAAAGGGAAGACCACCGUGAAGACCGGGGGCGCAGUGCUGAACAAGUGGCAGAUGAACCCGUAUGACAGAGGAUCGGCUUUCGCGAUCGGGUCGGACGGUCUUUGUUGCCAGAGCCGAGAAGUGAAGGAAUGGCACGGGUGUCGGUCCACGAAGGGAGUCAUGAAAGGAAAACACUACUACGAAGUGUCCUGUCACGACCAGGGCCUGUGCAGGGUUGGAUGGUCGGCCUCCCAGGCUUCCCUGGACUUGGGUACCGACAAGUUUGGCUUUGGCUUUGGCGGGACUGGGAAGAAGUCUCACAAUAAGCAGUUUGACAAUUACGGAGAGGAGUUCACGAUGCACGAUACGAUUGGAUGUUACCUGGAUAUUGACAAAGGGCAGGUCAAGUUUUCCAAAAAUGGAAAAGACCUUGGCCUAGCUUUUGAAAUACCGGCCCACCUGAAGAACCAACCGUUCUUCGCGGCUUGUGUCUUAAAGAACGCUGAACUGAAAUUUAACUUUGGGGAAGAAGAAUUUAAGUUCCCCCCCAAAGAUGGAUUUGUUGGGCUCUGCAAGGCUGCUGAUGGCCAUGUUGUGAAAUCUCAGCACACAGGGAGCGCGCAGGUGGCGCAGACCAAGUUUCUUCCCAACGCUCCCAAAGCCCUCAUCGUGGAGCCGUCGCGGGAGCUGGCCGAGCAGACCCUGAAUAACGUCAAGCAGUUUAAAAAAUACGUGGAUAACCCGAAGCUGAGAGAGCUCCUGAUCAUCGGAGGGGUGGCAGCCCGGGACCAGCUCUCCGUGCUGGAGCAGGGGGUGGACAUAGUGGUCGGCACCCCGGGGAGACUGGACGACUUGGUGUCCACUGGGAAGCUCAACUUGUCCCAGAUCCGAUUCUUGGUUCUGGACGAAGCCGAUGGGCUCCUUUCCCAGGGCUACUCGGACUUCAUCAAUAGGAUUCACAGUCAGAUCCCCCAGAUCACCUCGGAUGGAAAAAGGCUUCAGGUCAUCGUCUGCUCGGCCACGCUCCAUUCUUUCGACGUGAAGAAGCUCUCGGAGAAGAUCAUGCACUUCCCGACCUGGGUCGAUUUGAAGGGCGAGGACUCGGUCCCCGAGACCGUGCACCACGUGGUGGUGCCCGUGAACCCCAAGACGGACAAGCUCUGGGAGAGGCUGGGCAAGAACCACAUCCGGACUGAUGAGGUCCAUGCGAAGGAUAACACCCGGCCUGGGGCCAACAGCCCUGAGAUGUGGUCGGAGGCCAUCAAGAUCCUGAAGGGGGAGUACACGGUGCGGGCCAUCAAGGAGCACAAGAUGGACCAGGCCAUCAUCUUCUGCAGGACCAAGAUCGACUGCGACAACUUGGAGCAGUACUUCAUGCAGCAGGGCGGAGGUCCGGACAAGAAAGGGCACCAGUUCUCCUGCGUCUGCCUGCACGGUGACAGGAAGCCCCAUGAGAGGAAGCAGAACCUGGAGAGAUUUAAGAAAGGAGACGUCCGCUUCCUGAUUUGCACGGACGUGGCUGCCAGAGGGAUCGACAUCCACGGGGUCCCUUAUGUCAUAAACGUCACCCUGCCCGACGAGAAGCAGAACUACGUGCACCGGAUCGGCCGCGUGGGCCGCGCAGAGAGGAUGGGUCUGGCCGUGUCCCUGGUGGCGACCGAAAAGGAGAAGGUUUGGUACCACGUGUGCAGCAGCCGCGGCAAGGGCUGCUACAACACGCGGCUGAAGGAGGACGGCGGCUGCACCAUCUGGUACAACGAGAUGCAGCUGCUCUCCGAGAUCGAGGAGCACCUGAACUGCACCAUCUCUCAAGUGGAGCCGGACAUCAAGGUCCCCGUGGAUGAAUUUGAUGGGAAGGUGACCUACGGGCAGAAGAGAGCCGCCGGGGGGGGGACCUACAAAGGCCACGUGGACAUCCUGGCGCCCACGGUGCAAGAACUGGCCGCCCUGGAGAAGGAGGCCCAGACCUCGUUCCUGCACCUCGGCUACCUGCCCAACCAGCUUUUCAGGACCUUCUGAGGGGUUGGCGCCCGCCGCAGGCUCGGGCCCCCUCCCCGCCUUGGCGCUCGUGGCAGUCGUGCCAGCUCCUGCAUGUCGAGGAGCUCGAGCCUCAUAAUUCUCCUUAGCUAUUGUCCAGAAUAAAAAGGCCAGCUCAGUGGCGCCAUCA